This is a messenger RNA of Ailuropoda melanoleuca (giant panda), 1659 nucleotides long. RefSeq names its product histone H2A-Bbd type 2/3. The transcript is spliced from 2 exons. The record is from RefSeq and is a predicted model, not a curated record. Lineage: Eukaryota; Metazoa; Chordata; Mammalia; Carnivora; Ursidae. The coding region runs from base 1124 to 1465 and encodes 113 amino acids. Gene Ontology annotation, cellular component: nucleosome. Gene Ontology annotation, molecular function: DNA binding; structural constituent of chromatin; protein heterodimerization activity.
UCUAUCUCUGUCGAGUAAAUAAAAUCCUUUAAAAAAAAAAAAAGAGAGAAAAAUGGGGAAAGGACUUGAGCAGACAGACAUUCCUCCAAAGCCCAUGUACAAAUGGCCAAGAGGCACACGAAAAGCUGCCAUUAGGGACGUGCAAAUCACAACCACCGUGAGGGCCGCCUGGGUGGCUCAGUCGGUUGAACGUUUGGACUCUGGACCUGGGCCCAGGUCAUGCAUGACCUCAGGGUUGUCAGAGCGAGCCCCUCCUCAGGCUCCAGGGCGGGCUGGGCGCUGGGCUCGGAGCCUGCUUAAGAUUCUCUCUCCCCCUCUGCCCCUCCCCUCCCCCCUCCCCCAAAAGAAAACAAAAAGUCACGUGAGAUAGCACUUCACACCCAGUGGGACGGCUAUUCUAGGCCCAAGGAAGACAAAGCCAGUGGAAAAUGACGAGUCUGGGCGAGGACGUGGAAGACGUGGGACCGUCGCACACUGCUGCUGGGAUCGGAAAGUGGUCCAGCUGCUGUGGGAAUCAGUUGGGCAGCUCCUCAGUAAGUUAAACACAGAAUGACCGUAUGACCCCGCAGUCCCAGUCCUAGGUGUACGCCCGAAGGAAUUGGGAACCGGUGCUCAAACAGAACCCUGCACGGGAGCACCCACCGCGGCGCACUCCCCAUCGGCCCCAAGGUGGAAAUCACCGAAACGCCUGCCCACUGAUGAACGGGCUACGCAACACGAGGUCUGUCCAUGCAGUGGACUACCGUUCAGCCAUCAAAGGACAUGAAGUCCCGAUUCAUGCUACCACGUGGAGGGACCCUAAUGAAAACGUGGGUGCUAAGCGAAAGCAGCCAGACACAAAAAGCCACCUAUUCGUCUUAUGAUCCCAUCUCUAGGCCCAGGCUCUCCGCAGAGGCCAAUGCGGAAGCAGUGACCUCACCGGAUAUACGUGUCACAAAGUGUGCACCCCAGUGAAGGGGGUUGGUCCGUGGUCGCUUGGAUACGACGUAGGCGCCCCGAGUACCCGCUGCUUUAAGAAGCUGGGACCCGCUGGCGCACCGCACCACACCCGCUCCGCACCCACACCGCACCCGCACCGCACCGCGAGCUAGGCCCGUCGGAGAAAGCGCAGCCAAGGUCCAGCAUGCCGGGGGACAGAAGCCGUCGAGGGUCGUCCAGUGGCCAGAGGCGGACCCGCUCCCGCACUGCCCGAGCCGAGCUGUCGUUCUCUGUGAGCCACGUGGAGCGCCUCCUGCGGGAGGGCCACUACGCCCAGCGCCUGGGCUCGUCCGCGCCGGUCUUCCUAGCAGCAGUCAUCCAGUACCUGACGGCCAAAGUCCUGGAGCUGGCGGGCAACGAGGCCCAGAACAGCGGCGGGAGGCGCAUCACCCCGCAGCUCGUGGACAUGGCAGUCCACAACCACGCGCUGCUCAGCGGCUUCUUCGGGACCACGACCAUCUCCCAGGUGGCCCCGGCCUGGAACUAGCUGCCCGACGACGCGACCUGGGUGGCCGGGCCUCGGCCGGCCGGCCAUCAGGCACCAGCCAGGCCUGCUCGCAGCUGGGGCGGCCCCGGCCUGGCUGGUGCCUUGGGCAGAGUCCUAGACGGUCAAGAAAAAUGGGUCAAGAAACCCACGUGUCAAAGCAAUAAAAAAAGAAAGAAGCCCCGUGUGUGUGUGCU